Cladocopium goreaui is the source of this 1947-nucleotide messenger RNA. The record is from the annotation of a GenBank genome assembly. Lineage: Eukaryota; Dinophyceae; Suessiales; Symbiodiniaceae.
AUGGAGCUGGGCUUCGGGGACUUGUUGGACGAGUUCUUCGCCGCGGAUCCGGAAGGCAACGAUCUGCACCCUGCGACCAAAGAGGCUGUCCCACGGCUUCAAGCUGGGUUGCCCCGAGGUCGUCAUCCAGCCCUAGGACGUUUGCAGCAUCGCUUACAGCCGCGGCCAGCCACAUCACCUACACGGACUCGAGCUUCAACACCACCACCAGAGUUGGAAGUGCCGUCAGAGAUGGUUGCGGGCAUGGCAAUGGUGGGCUCGCAGGUGCUGCCACUCAGAGAAAUGCCAGAGGUGGUAGCGCCGACGGCGGCGAUGAAUCGAGCCCUGCGCGCCCUGUCGCAGCGUGCGGUGGAGGAGUUGGAGAUGCCACCGGUUGGGAUGUAUGCCUGGCAAUCUGAUACCGAGUCUUCCGAGUCCGGAUCAGCCUCUGAUCCGGACAGCGAGGUCGACACGGACUCGGUGACCAGCGACGGGCCGACGGAAGCGGUGGAUGAGACCUUGAGACUUCCAUCACCAUAUAUCUUCGCAUCUGGGCAGGACCGGACGGAAGAACGAAGUCAAGAACGAAAUGAACCAAGGAGGGAGCAACCUCACGUUUCGAGGUUGGGAGAGGCUAACUCCAUGGCAGAGGUACCCGCAGGAAGCAAGGUGGAGGCUCCCAAGGCCAAAGAUGCAGAGCCAGAGAAGAAGAAGAGCCCGUGGCUCGACGCUUGGCAUGACCCAGUUGCAGGCAUGAGCUGCUAUUCGUCUUUCCUAUGCCUAGCCGACCUCGUAGCGGAUGGCGACCACCGCUUGGUGAUGGUUGACAUGAAGAAGCGCAUUCGAAUGUACAAGGGCACCACCAUCCAGUGGGAGCACAAGCUGCCAGAUGUGCCCUGCGCCGUCCAAGCCUUUUACCACGAGGUAGGCAACCCACCCAUUCCAACGCUUGCAGUUGCGAGCGGUCACAGGGUCUUGAUCUUCCGGAAUAUGCGGCCUUCGAUGCAGUACCGGCUGCCACCCAUAGAGAUUGACCCUGUGGAAUCCCAGAUCUGGGAGGAGAUGGGCCAGGACUCCAGUGACAUCCAGGCUGGCUUCGAACGGCUGAACACGGCACGUGAAAACGGGGUGGCCCUGUCCAACCUCUCCAUCGAUUUCCUUGCUGUGGAGGAAUUAGAAGCGCAGACCGAAUACAUUCGCGCUCACAAGGAAUACUUGCAUGAGCAGCAGACCUCCAUCACAUGUACGGAGGUUCUGAAGCAAAACAUGGACGAGCCAACUGCAGUCAGCAUGUUGGUGAUCGGCACGGAGAACAGGAUGAUCUACAUUCUGGACAGCAACGCAUUGAACCUGGCAGCCAAGGUGAAGUUGGAAGCUGUACCCACCUUCAUCUCAGUGCUGGGGCUGUUUGAUGUGGAGUACAGGAUCACGGUGGCCUGCAGAGACGGGAAUAUCUACACUGUCAAAAAUGGACAGGUGCUCAGCAAUGUCAUCGAAUUGGAGACUCAGCCUGUGGGACUCGUCAGAUUUGACAAAAAUGUCUACGUCGGCUGCAUGGAUAACGCGUUCUUCUCAGUGCUGCGGUAUGUGAACUUGCUGGGCACCGGGCACGGGCCUAUGUCCUCUUCAGGUGGAGCACAGGUGCGAAUCAACGCACAAGUGCUAGGCAUGGGUCCGCAGUUCAAGAUUCUGGUGAGAAUCCAAAAUGCCGGUUCCACAUCUCUGAACGAUGUGCCCGUGCAUUGUACCACCAACCCGAAUCUGUACCGGAUACCCAAGCCGUGCUUCUUCCUGCCAAUCCUCGUGCCGCAGCAGGUCUACCUACUGGAGGUACCUGUGGCAUGCAUCAACGAGAACGGCGGGACAGCCUCGGUCCGAAUAUUCUUGGCCAGUCAGCACUCGCAUGUGCCCUUGAUUUCUGCAGUUGUUCAAAUGCCCAUCUCUGAGCCGCCGCUGCUGGACUUUUGA